AUGAAAGGCUUCUCAUUUCUCCCUGUGUUUCUCUUUGCCAUCUUCCUUGUUCUAUGCCUGCGGGGAGCCAAAGCAGCUGAUCAUCAAGCACAGAAUGAUGGUGUUUACAUUGUGUACAUGGGAGCUGCUACUACACGAAAUGGUUCCCCAAGGGCUGACCAUCUUCAUCUUCUCAACUCUGUGUUAAGAAGGAAAAGAGAUGCAAUCGUGCACAACUAUAAAAAUGGUUUCUCAGGCUUCGCAGCUCGGUUGUCAAAGACAGAAGCACAGUCAAUUGCUCAACAACCAGGAGUUGUAUCGGUGUUUCCUGAUCCACUAUUGCAACUUCACACAACUCGUUCAUGGGACUUUCUCAAACAUCAAACCGAUCAAAUAAUUGAUGCUAGCUCUAGUUCCUACUCAUCUAAUUCACAAUCCUCUAGUUCAGACACUAUUAUUGGCAUAUUGGAUACAGGUAUUUGGCCGGAAUCAGAAAGCUUUAGUGACAACGAUAUGGAUCCAAUUCCAUCAAGAUGGAAAGGAACUUGUGAGGAAGGGAAGCGUUUUAACUCCUCUAAUUGUAACAAAAAGCUAAUUGGAGCAAGAUAUUAUGGUGACGACACAUCGGAGUAUCAAACGCCUAGGGAUUUCUUGGGGCAUGGUACACAUGUGGCCUCAACCGCUGCAGGGAGUUUGAUUCCUAAUGCAUCGUAUUAUGGCUUGGCAAUGGGAACUGCUGUGGGUGGAUCAUCCAAGUCAAGGAUUGCUAUGUAUAGGGUGUGUUUGCCAAUUGGGUGCCCUGGGUCUUCUAUCAUGGCAGGAUAUGAUGACGCAAUCGCAGAUGGUGUCGAUGUGCUAUCACUGUCGCUUGGUGCUUCAUCAUUUUUUAAACCUGAUCUAUCGACUGAUCCAAUUGCCAUUGGAGCAUUUCAUGCAGUUGAGAAAGGAAUUACCGUCGUUUGCUCGGCAGGGAAUGAUGGGCCUGACGCUGAAACUGUCACAAAUGAAGCUCCAUGGAUUUUGACUGUUGCUGCUACCACCAUUGACCGAGAUUUUGAGUCUGAUAUUGUCGUAGGAGGAAACAAAGUCUUUAAGGGUGAAGGCAUACAAUUUUCCAAUCUAGGAAAUUCUCCAGUGUACCCGUUCCUAUAUGGCAAAUCGGCCAAAUAUAGCAGUGAAGAUGAAGCAAGAAAUUGCAAUCCAGGUUCACUAGAUAAAAACAUGACAAAGGGGAAAAUUGUUCUCUGUGAUAAUGAUGACAAAAGUUACUCCUCGAGACAGAAGAUACAAGAAGUGCAGAGCCAAGGAGGAAUUGGAUUAGUUUUGGUGGAUGAUCAAAGUGGAGUAGUUGCUUUUAACUAUAAAUCUUUUCCGGUGUCUGUAAUCACUUCAAAGGACGCUCCUAAUAUCCUAUCUUAUAUCACUUCAACAAAAAACCCAGUGGCUACUAUUCUGCCUACCAAAACAGUGAUAAAAUACAAGCCGGCACCUACCAUUGCUUACUUCUCAUCAAGAGGUCCUUCAUCGGCUAUAUUAAACCUUCUCAAGCCUGAUAUUGCUGCACCAGGGGUGAACAUUUUGGCAGCAUGGAUUGGCAAUGACACAUCACAAACUCCAGAAGGAAAGGAGCCUCCACUAUUUAAUAUUAUCUCAGGAACUUCGAUGUCUUGUCCACAUGUUUCAGGCGUCGCUGCCACACUCAAAUCCCAAAAUCCCACAUGGAGCCCCGCUGCAAUUAGAUCGGCUAUUAUGACAACAGCAACUCAGACAAAUAAUUUGAAGGCCCGAAUAACAAUUGAUUCUGGUUUGGAAGCCACUCCUUUCGAUUAUGGUGCAGGAGAGAUAAGCCCAUUGGGAUCACUACAGCCAGGGCUAGUCUACGAGACAGACAAAAUUGAUUACUUGCUGUUUCUUUGUUAUUAUGGAUAUGAUUUAUCAAAGAUUAAACUAAUCUCGCCGACCCUACCUGAUGGAUUUGCUUGUCCCAAGAAUUCAACUAGUGACUUAAUCUCCAAUAUCAACUACCCAUCAAUAACCAUCUCCAAGUUUGAUGGAAAAGGAAGCAAGGUAGUGACUAGAACCGUUACGAACGUUGGGGCUAGUGAUGAAACAAUUUAUACAGCAAGUAUUGAUGCACCAAGCGGAAUGAAUGUCAAAGUAGUGCCGAAUAAACUACAAUUUAUGAAGAAUACAAAUAAGUUGAGUUACCAAGUGACUUUCUCACUAUCAAAAUCUGCUGCAUUCAAAGGAGAUGCAUUUGGGUCAAUUACAUGGACUAAUGGCAAGUAUAUAGUCCGAAGUCCAUUUGUUGUUAGCAAUAGGAGUGGUUAA
Molecule: messenger RNA, 2310 nt
Organism: Malania oleifera
Lineage: Eukaryota; Viridiplantae; Streptophyta; Magnoliopsida; Santalales; Ximeniaceae
Product: CO(2)-response secreted protease-like
Exons: 9
Coding region: 1-2310 (769 amino acids)
Biological process (GO): proteolysis
Molecular function (GO): serine-type endopeptidase activity
Source: RefSeq, a predicted model, not a curated record